CUUUGCAUACACGCGUGAAGUAAAAUAACUUAAUUAUGGAAUGAAAUCAACAGUAACAUUGAACAGGGAAAAAUCUCGAAAGUAAAAAGUUUAAAAGCAUCCAGCAGCCAAGCUUGCAUCUGACGUUCAGAAAAGUAACCUCGCGUAAUCAUCUUUGAUGGCAGUUUUGGUGAAAACUUGUUGCUGUGGCUGCAGUCUCCGUGCAGGUGUUAUGAUUCUCGGAUUCUUGGGUCUGGUAAGUUGCAGCAGUUAUUAAUCGUAUAACCACCUAAAAUAUCCUUCUGCUUUUCAUACCUUAGUAAUGGUAGUUCCGUACAAAUCGCGAACUUUAAGUUCUGGGAAAAGUAUACUUAGAGCAAAGAUUAACCACGUGGAAUAUCGUCAACGUCAACGCAGAGACAUAUGCGCUUUCUGAAAUUUCAGGACGACUGAGCAACUGACAUUGCAAACUUCAUACUUUCAUUCAGUCAAAAACGGGCAUUGUAGAAGAAAUUGUUUCACGGUAAAAUUAGAUGUUGCAGCUGCAACUACUACUUUGAAAUAAAGAAAUGAUCCUCUCUGGUGACCUGCUGAUAAAGAAAUCGCAGACCGAGAAAAGAAGCCGGAAAAACUUCAGGCUCCAACAGCAUUCGAAAGUGUACCUCUCAAAUACUAGUCAUUCACUGCCAUCAACUAAGCUACGAAACUUCAUGAGUGAAGCGAGGGAAAUUCUAUUGGGUUCUUAUUGGAUGACUUUCGGAAUUUUUGAAGCCAACUCGCUGCACCCCGCACUCAUAGCUCGAGAAUUCAAAACGUUCCUCUAUCACAGAAGGAUUUAAAAACGCAGUUUUACUAGUUACAAUUUUUUUUUUCAAAAUAUCUCAAGAAAAGAAACCGGAAAAAAUGAAAUCACGCACGAUUCGAAAGCAACACUUUCAGUUCACCUCAAACUGCACAGUGAAAUAACAUGUUAUAGAAACGUAUUCAUAGAGAAUUACACAUGGGCGCGCUUAGAUAUGGAAUCUCUUUUCUCGUAUUUAACUCCAUAGCUUAAUAGUGAUCGCACAGAAUGAGUGAGAUGUUACCGACUUUGUCCCUAGCGACAGAAGAAAUCUUUCAGGCACACAGCCAAAAGUGGCCUGUGGCAAAUAUUCCAGUUGUCGAUUUUCGUUCUCAGCCGCGAGAAAUACUGUUACCAAAGCUACUCUUCGUAUUUUUGUUUUCUUUCUCCUCUAGAAAGUUUGAACGUCGCUUUCGGUAAGCGGUGCGAAUUAUUCAUUGUUUUAGCAGUCAUAAUCUUAGAAAAAGUCUGAAAAACAAGCACGGAUUGAGAAUGGUGAAGGCUUUGCUACUCAUUCAUCAACCUGGCCGAGUGGCGCGAAAGGCGAGUGCAGUGUAAGCGGCUGAUUGGCGAUAUAAGACGCACGUGAAAAAAUAUCGUAUUCUUUCAGAAGCUUUUGGUGGUCACUUACCUAUUUUUUUUUGUCACACACCACGUGACAAACGUGUGAUAAAAAAUUACACGUCAUGAAAAAGAAAUUUAGCCAAGAGUUGGCAAACAGCACGUCCUAUCGUGACUAAAAUGAUAGUUAUUCAAUGAACGAUGUGUAGGGGCAUAUUUCAAGUGAACAUUACCAGUUUAUCCCUCAAUCGCUUAAGAAAAGUCUAUGUGACUGAUGGAAAUAGUUAAAUAUGUCAUUUUAUCUUGUUAUUUUCGGUUUCCUUGUGCCUAAGGGAGCUGGGAUCACAAACAAUCAUCUGGAACAUUCUUUGCGAUACACACAUUGCCGGUCUUUGAUCAUCCUUAUCACUUAAGACAUAUAAUAUUAAGAAAAUCUGUCUAAAAUUUUCAAUUUGUAUACGACUCAUGUGAGUGGGAAAAAAAGGAAAGAAAACAUAAGGAAUAUCGAUUGAAUUGAAGAAUAUUGAUUGCAAAACCUGAGCGCCGAAGCAAGCACGUUUUUAAAGCAAGCGUAGCAAGUACAGUGACCCUGAUGUCAAUUAUUGAUAUUCCGCAAUAAAGACAAUUCUACGUUCUUAUAGUCACGGUAGUGAUAUCGUAUAUUAAGCAUUCAUGACAUUUUCAGUUCUAGAUUUUUCCCUUUUAUUCAAGGAAGGGGGGGGGGGAGAGGGAAGGCGGCAGGGGAGAGAUAUUGAGAGUUCGAAUUGAUCGGCGCACAAAUAUCUGCCGUCCAACUGUGUAACAUAGCCUCUUCCUUCCUCAUCACAAAUGACUCAAGUUAGUUUGAAAUUCAAACCUUCGCAUGUUUUUCUGGUGAAUUCAAAAGAGAGCAAUCUAUAUUUGCGGUGGUAUAUAAAAAUCUGAUCUGUAGUUGCGUUUCUUUUUUAUAUUUCAGAUUGGAUCAGCUUAUUCAAUUUAUCAACACAGUCAGUCCAUCAAAGUUGACAAGUAUGUAGGGGAGAACGCUGACGAAAUCAGCCAAGAUUUACCUUUCAGCAAAAAGCAUCUCCUGGGUAUUACAGUUUACUUCUGUCUUGUUCCAAAGAAACCUGUUAGAAAGAACACGUGGUUAGCUAGGACGAAAAUAUUUUCAUUUGUGAGAUUAUACGUGGAAUAGCGUGGGUUUUUUUUUUAGUGACUCUGAUAUAUAUUUUACUUUGGUUCCUGAUCGUGUGUAAAAAUGAAAGUUCCACCAAUAAUUUUUUAAAAAUGUUUAAACCUUUUUUCUGCAAAACGAACCGUCCUAACCAGACAAUGUUCUCUCUAAUUUUCUGAUUAUUUUUUAAUUGAUUAAUAGAUUGAUGUACUUUUUUUUUUUUUAAUGAUCAUCUCUAAAUAUAGCGAUCGUCAUAUUGACUUAUGUUUCCCUGGUAUUCGGAGUCAUCUCACUGUUGGUGAACCUGUUGCUUCUGGGAUCCUGUAGCUCAGUAAGUCCAACGCACUAAUUCUAAGCACGUAACUUAAAAAGAAUUUGAGAAGAUUAAAGAUUAUGGUAAAAUUUGUCUUAGUGGUACACAAUAAUUCUUAUUUUGGAAAUUUAAAACUAGCGGGUAGAUUAUGCGAUGAAAACGGCUUUUCUAAGUCAAAAUUUCAUUAAUUAAGGUUUUGCUUCGCUGAAUAGUUUUUGUAAGUUUGUUUGUUUGUUUUUUCUCUCAUUUUUAUGCAUUACGUGAACGAUAGUCUCUAUUUGGCCGAAAAUAUGCACGGAUACUCGUCAGUAAACAUGAUCUCUUCCGUAAGGGAAACUGUGAGCCUCGAGGGAUAGAUAAUUCCAAGGACAAAUGUACGAGCAUAUUUUGGCGCUGAACGGAGGAUGUUGUGUUUACUAUCAUCAAAAUAUGUUUUGCAACUUUCAACGCACGGGAAAAUGUAACAAUACGUAAACACUCUUUCGUGUUGAAUUCAAUUAUGAAUAAACGCCUUCAUAGUCCUUGAUGUACGGUUUGAAAAAUGGGGAGUAUUACGAUCCUAUGAUGCGUUUAGACUAAUCACGCGCCAGAAAAGCUUUGAUAGUUGUGUAUUCGAAUGAUUAUCUCACAUUAAUUCAAUACUAAAAAAAAAAAAAAAGAGAAAAAUGUUUAUAUGACCGCAAAACACAAAUCGUGAAAUUUGCGGUUUUCGCUUCAAAUCACCGAUUUUUCUUUUUGACUCGACCCAGACAGUUGCAGCUCGGAGCGUUGGCUUUUUAUCUAAUUAUUUGUUAGUUUAUUGACCAUCGUUCUUUGUCGUCGCAGAGUGACAAGCGUUUGGCGUUUCCUUGGCUCGGGUGGAGCAUAUUCAAGCUCUUUUUCAGUUUUGGAGUGUUUAUAUUUUACAUUGACAUCUGGGAUGGGGUAAAUAAAAACAACUUUUUAUUUCCUUUUUAUUAAUUAAUAGUAGAGAGUUUUUCAACGAAUUUAACCUGAAUUCUUUUUCCUUCUAUGUUACAGUUUGCCGACGUUUUCAUUGUUUACAUCAUUGAAUGGUUGCUGUUGGUAUGUUCAGAGCAAUUUUUGUUUCAGGGUGGAAGGAGAUUCGAGAUUGCAUUGAUUUUGUCUUACUUCGCUCUUUGAUUUGAGAAAACUCACGCCACUAACCAAACAGAUGCAAAAUUAAAACCAAUCACGACUUGGUCGCCUGCGUUUUCCCGCGCUUUAGUCACUCUAGUUGUUUUUUACUUUGAAUUCUCGCUGCCUCUUCAAGGCAUUUUUCUUUUUUCUGAUUUGCUGUCGUGAUUACUUUAUUUUGGUUUAAUCACACUUAGUCGAAAAGCGGUAUAUUCUCCGACUCGAUCAACUGUAUACUCCUAACUUGAUGGUGGCCUGGGUCUGACCUCUUUGCUUCCUUUCCUUUUUUUUUCUUUUCUAAGAUCUACUUCAUCAUAGUGGUGUAUUCGUAUAUCGAAGCCCUUCGUCAAGAUCCUUCGGGAACGAGUGCAGGAUUUUCUCCCCCUCUGACAGGCGGUAACCAAACCCAUAGGGUAAUUACAUUUUCACUGUUGUAAUGCUACAUGACUUGGAAGUCAAAUUCGCCAUGAAUAUUUUUGUUUUACCGUGCAAAAAUACACUACGAUGGCAGAUCUAGUAGACUAGCAUGUUAUUUAAGAGCAAAGGUGGUCGAACUUCGACGCGAACGAUUGAGAUUUUUUUUUCAGCAAUUAACGAUCCAAUUCAAUCAAUCAAAAACUUUAUUCUCGUCCAUUUAUUCUAUUUGCGAAUGAAAUUAAGUAAACCAAUGACCAUUUUGUAACCUGUGAGAAAGCAACAAAGCCUACUAGAGUUGGAGCCUUCCAGCAAGGCGAGAACGCAAGAGGUUUAUUAGAGUGCUGCUCGAGAACCUCUCUUGCGCAAGCGCACUCACAUCGUUCGCCGGCUCAAAAGGCGCGGUCCUUGCCUCUCGUGUGUCACACUACCAAUUAGGGCAUGCUCGAAAGUUGAUCACAUAGUGAAACUAUAUAUAUAUCUACAUAUGUAAAGUGAGCCCAGUUUUAAUGAUUUAUUGAAGUAGUUUUGUUCAUCAUUUAACAGGCUGGAAUGGAAUGCCCUCCAUACGUAGAACUCCAGAGCGACUCUGUGUAAACUCAGCAGAACAUUGUAAAAGUGAAAUGGCUGAUACGUUUUGCAUCAUGGUAAAACGAUUAACUUUUGUUAGGAGCCCUAGAAUUAACUGCUUUUUGGUAAAAUUGUUAACUUUUGUAUGCUUCAUAGAAUAAAGCCUUAGAAAAACAC
Molecule: messenger RNA, 5148 nt
Organism: Pocillopora meandrina
Lineage: Eukaryota; Metazoa; Cnidaria; Anthozoa; Scleractinia; Pocilloporidae
Source: the annotation of a GenBank genome assembly